AUGGAAAAGUUCGGUUUGAGUGGCAAGUUGCCAUCGUUUGGGAAGGCAACACAUACUCCAGCAGUUCCCAACAUGUCUAAUGUGGAUAUGACUCCUAAACAAUUGCGUGUUGCCAAUUGUCCCAACAACAGCUAUGCUUUAGCUAACGUUGCUGCUGUUUCGCCUGUGGAUUUCCCUGACAACAUCUAUGUUAUUGUAGACAACUUGUUUGUUUUCAGCACAAGACACUCCAAUGAUGUCCAACCUGGAACCGUUGGGUUCAAUGGGAACCAGCGUACGUGGGGUGGCUGGUCUUUAAACCAGGAUGUUCAAGUAAGACCAUUUGAUUUGUUCCAACAAUCCGGAAAGCACGCAUACUUAGGCUCAGUAGAUCUGGAAAUCAGUUUCAGGUCAAGAGGAAAGGCUGUCGAGACUCCAUUCGACCAAGACGAUUUGGCAAAACAGUUUUUAAAAAGUUUUGAGUCACAGAUCUUCUCACCAACUCAGUACUUGAUUUUUGAAUUCAAGGGUCAUAUUUUCGAUUUAAGAGUUAGAUCAACUCAGACUAUCGAUUUGGGAGACGUGGAAGUGGUCGCACCAAUAUCCACUUCCAUCGAAUCUAAAGCCAUUUUAAUCAAACAAACUCAAAUAAACUUCUUCAAAGGUAGAGACGGCUUGGUUAACUUAAAAUCAUCGAAUUCUCUAAGACCAAGAUCUGAUGCCGUGAUUAGACCAGAUUUCAAAUUCGAAGAUUUAGGUGUUGGUGGUUUAGACCGCGAGUUUACCAAGAUUUUCAGGAGAGCAUUUGCGAGUAGAAUAUUCCCACCUGCUGUGAUUGAAAAGUUGGGUAUAUCACACGUAAAGGGUCUCUUGUUGUUUGGUCCUCCAGGUACUGGUAAAACAUUAAUCGCAAGAAAAAUCGGUACAAUGUUGAAUGCCAAAGAGCCAAAGAUUGUUAACGGUCCAGAAAUCCUCAGUAAAUAUGUCGGCUCUUCAGAAGAAAAUAUCCGUAACUUGUUCAAGGAUGCUGAGGCAGAAUAUAAAGCCAAGGGUGAAGAAUCUUCAUUGCACAUUAUCAUUUUCGAUGAAUUGGAUUCUGUAUUCAAGCAAAGAGGUUCAAGAGGUGACGGUACAGGCGUUGGAGACAAUGUGGUUAACCAAUUGCUUGCUAAGAUGGAUGGUGUUGACCAAUUAAACAAUAUAUUGGUUAUUGGUAUGACUAACCGUAAGGAUUUGAUUGAUAGUGCCUUGUUACGUCCUGGUAGAUUUGAAGUCCAGGUCGAAAUUCAAUUACCAGACGAAGAAGGUAGAGUACAAAUCUUUGAGAUCCAGACCAAAAAGAUGCGUGAAAACAAUAUGCUUGCAUCCGAUGUCAACCUCAAGGAGCUUGCUGCUUUGACCAAAAAUUUCUCUGGUGCUGAGAUAGAAGGUUUGGUUAAGAGUGCCAGUUCUUUCGCUAUUAACAAAACUGUCAAUAUUGGGAAAGGUGCCACCAAAUUGAAAACCAAGGACAUUGCAAACAUGAAGGUUACGAGACAAGAUUUCUUGAAUGCCUUGCAGGAAGUGACUCCUGCCUUUGGUGUUAGUGAAGAAGAUUUAAAAACAUGUAUCGAAGGUGGUGUUUUCAAAUUCUCGAACUCUGUGGAAGAUAUCUUGAAAAACGGUGCUCGUUACGUCCGUCAAGUCAGAGAAUCAGAUAAAUCGAGACUUGUAUCCUUACUAGUACAUGGUCCACCAGGUUCAGGUAAAACAGCGCUAGCAGCAGCAAUCGCGUUGAAAUCAGAGUUUCCCUUUAUUAGAAUGAUUUCUCCAGAAGAAAUCGCCGGUAUGUCAGAAAGUGCCAAGAUUGCAUAUAUCGAUAACACUUUCAGGGACGCUUACAAAUCACCAUUGAACAUCUUGGUUAUUGACUCCAUAGAAACCUUAGUUGACUGGGUUCCUAUCGGUCCACGCUUCUCAAACAACAUUCUACAAGUGCUUAAGGUGUAUCUUAAGAGAAAACCACCAAACAACCGUCGUCUCUUACUAAUUUCUACAACUUCUGCAUACUCAGUCUUGAAGCAAAUGGAUAUACUCAGUUGCUUCGAUAAUGAAAUCGCUGUUCCAAACGUCUCGAACUUGGAUGAACUAAAUAAUAUCAUGAUUGACAGUGGUUUCCUGGACGAUGCGGGCAGAGUCGAAGUUAUCCAGAAAUUAUCCCAAGUUACCGCUUCCCUAAACGUCGGUGUCAAAAAAGUGCUCACAAAUAUAGAAACCGCGAGACAUGAUGAAGAUCCAGUUAACGAGCUUGUAGAUUUAAUGGUUCAGUCGUCAUGA
This is a messenger RNA of Kluyveromyces marxianus DMKU3-1042, 2295 nucleotides long. It is a transcript of the gene SEC18, whose product is annotated as AAA family ATPase SEC18. Gene Ontology annotation, molecular function: ATP binding; ATP hydrolysis activity. The transcript has a single exon. Gene Ontology annotation, biological process: Golgi to plasma membrane protein transport; SNARE complex disassembly; intra-Golgi vesicle-mediated transport. Gene Ontology annotation, cellular component: Golgi stack. The coding region runs from base 1 to 2295 and encodes 764 amino acids. The record is from RefSeq and is a predicted model, not a curated record. NCBI's taxonomy places the organism in Eukaryota, Fungi, Ascomycota, Saccharomycetes, Saccharomycetales, Saccharomycetaceae.